GUGCUGGUGCGGGCCGUGCGUGGCAGAGGCGCCCGGCUGCAGCGCGGUAGCCGGCGACACACGCUCACUGUACCUGCCGGUCGGCCCGGGCUGUGGUCGCUGGGACCGGUCCCAGUGAGCCGACAGAGGUGAUGGAGCCCUCCCAGCGCACCGCCCGGACGGAGCGCUCUGAACAGUGACCGCGAGUGGCGGGAGUAAGAACACAACGCCGUUGAGCUGAGGCUGGGUCACAGCACGCGGCUCUGAUAGCAAAUUGGAGUCGACGGUCACGGCUAUCGGGUGUCCCUGCUCGAUAUCGUCCCGCCGGCCAUCACCGUACAGCUCCCGACGAACCGACUGCCUCGGAUUGCUGGAACAAGAACCACUACUGAUCGGUGGCCGGGAAAGGGAGAUUGGGUAGGAGACCGUCUGAAGAGGAGAGAAGACUGAAGUGGGAGGCGACUGAAGAGGACAGGUGACUGAAGUGGGAGUGACCGGCCUCUGAAUGGAGAACGCUGGGUACGUCGCAGAUGACAGCUUCGCUCGAGAGCUGAAGACGGCUGACCAGACAACCACGGCACGCGCGGCAGCUGCUGCGGCCAGCCGGCGCCGUCAGAAGGAGCAGCAGCUGGCGGCGGGGGCGGCCGUGCAGCUGCCGCGCACCAUCGGCGCCCUCUCCGGGUCAGCCAUCCUCAUCGGCUCCAUCGUCGGCGCCGGCAUCUUCAUCUCUCCGGCGGGCGUGCUGCGGCACUCGGGUUCGGUAGGUGCCGCGCUCACCAUCUGGCUCGUCUGCGGCCUGGUCGAGGCGGUCGGCGCUCUCUGCUACAUCGAGCUGGGCCUGCUGCUACCGGAGCACGGCGGAGAUUUCACCUACCUGCUGCGCGCCUUCGGGCCGCUGCACCCGUUCCUGGGCGCGCUGCCUGCCUUCCUGCACUGUUGGCUGGACGUAAACGUGUCCAAUCCAGGCGGCACUGCCGUGCUGGCGCUUACUUUCGCCCAGUACUGCGUGCGUCCCUGGUAUGGAAGCGAUUGUUCUCCGCCUGUGGGGCUCGAGUCGCUGUUAGCAGCACUGAUUGUUCUCACGCUGACUGCCGCCAACUGUAUCGGAGUGCACUGGUCCACCCGUCUGCAGAGCGCCUCCACAGUCGCCAAAAUGACCGCCAUGGCCAUUAUUGUGGCUGGAGGAGUGUACUCACUAUCACAAGGUAACGUCCAUCACCUGGCCACAGGAUAUCAGGGCACCACCAGCUCGUCAGGCGAGCUGGCCGCCGCCUUCCUCACCUGCCUCUGGGCCUACGGAGGCUGGAAGAACCUCAACAACAUCACCGAAGAAGUCAAGAACCCUCCGCGGACCCUUCCUCUCUCCAUUCUCGGCUCACUGCCAAUUGUCACCCUGUUCUACAUCAUGGUCAACAUCGCCUACCUGGCGGUGCUCUCUCCGGAGCAGAUGAUGUCGUCACACGCGGUGGCCUUCACGUUCGGUGAGCGCGUGCUCGGACCCGCCGCCUUUCUGAUGCCGCUCGGAGUGGCGCUGUCGGUGUUCGGCUCCCUGAACAGCGCCGCGCUCUCCUGCAGCCGAGUCAUGAUGGCCGUGGCCCGCGAAGGCCACCACCUACACGCCUUCAGUCUGGUGCACGUGCGCUGGCUCACCCCGGUGCCGGCGCUGAUCUUCCACGCCCUCGUCACCUGCUCGAUGAUUUUAAUUGGCGACGUCGGCACACUGCUGCGACUGGCCGGCUUCGUCGGCUCCUUCUUCAACGUCAUGGUGCUGGUGGCGCUGUUCGUCCUGCGGAGGACCAUGCCGGACGCGAAGCGACCCUACCGGAUGCCGACAGUGCUGGCGGCGCUGCGACUGCUCUUCUCGGCGUACCUGUUGGUGGGGCCGAUCGUCGACCACCCGCGCACCGAGUACCUGUACUCGGUGGCCAUGCUGCUGCUCGGUCUGACCGUCUACACGCCGUUCGUGUACAAGGGCUGGUCGUGGCCACUGCUGGAGCGGUGCACAGUGGGCCUGCAGAAGGCACUCGAGCUGCUGCCCACAGAGCACUGACGGAUACGGGAUACGAAAUACGGGAUCGAUUGUAUACUGAUCGAGGUAUACGAUGCAUACUGACACUGGUGCCAAGGUUAUUGAUCGUUUUAGCAUGUGUUUUAGAUUCUGACUGUUGCUGCACAUGUGUGAUAAUUGCUGGUUUAUAUUUAGCAUGACGUCUCGUCUUUUACAAUACAAUGUACCUAUUUUUGCCUA
Molecule: messenger RNA, 2227 nt
Organism: Amphibalanus amphitrite
Lineage: Eukaryota; Metazoa; Arthropoda; Thecostraca; Balanomorpha; Balanidae
Product: b(0,+)-type amino acid transporter 1-like
Exons: 2
Coding region: 485-2029 (514 amino acids)
Biological process (GO): amino acid transmembrane transport
Cellular component (GO): membrane
Molecular function (GO): L-amino acid transmembrane transporter activity
Source: RefSeq, a predicted model, not a curated record